This is a messenger RNA of Arabidopsis arenosa, 892 nucleotides long. The record is from the annotation of a GenBank genome assembly. NCBI's taxonomy places the organism in Eukaryota, Viridiplantae, Streptophyta, Magnoliopsida, Brassicales, Brassicaceae.
CGUGGACUCUUUCUUCGAUUUUGGCUGACUCUUCUUUCACCGUUUCCUUAGAAUUUCUUCAUCUCAUAAACACCAAACACAACACACACUUCUUUGUCCCUCUCUCUCUAUAUAUAGAUAUCAACUUUCUAGGGAUUCCAAGAUCAUAUAUCUUACGUAUAGUGAUGGGUUUCUCAAUGUUCUUCUCCGCCGAAAACGACGUCGUCCACCACUCCUCCCCUUAUGCUUCUGUUGACUGCACUCUCUCACUUGGAACUCCCUCCACUCGCCUCUGCAACGACGAUGAUGAACGUAGAUUCUCUUCUCAUACCUCCGACGCCACCUUAGGUUGGGACUUCUUGAACGGUUCCAAGAAAGGCGGUGGAGGUGGCGGACAUAACCUCCUCGCUCGCCGUUGCGCCAACUGCGACACCACUUCUACUCCUCUUUGGAGAAACGGUCCAAGAGGUCCCAAGUCAUUGUGUAAUGCGUGUGGAAUCCGAUUCAAGAAAGAAGAGAGACGUGCAUCGACCGCCGGAAACUCUACCUCCGGCGGAGGAUCAACGGCGGCUAGAGUUCCAACUUUGGAUCAUCAAGCAGGUGCAAAUUAUUAUUAUAACAGUAAUAACCAAUAUGCUUCAUCGUCGCCUUGGGUUCACCAUCAUCAGCAUAAUACGCAAAAGAUUCCAUAUUACUCGGGGGCGAAUAACGAAUACUCAUUCGUUGAUGACGUCAGAGAUGUUGAUCAUGACGUCACGACCGACCCGUUCUUGUCUUGGAGGCUUAACGUCGCGGACCGGACCAGCCUUAUCCACGAUUUUACGAUGUGAUGAGUGAUCAUUUCAUAGAUUUUCCCCUCAUAAGUGUUAUAGCCUUGGAUACCUUUUAGCAAAAAGAAAAGUCUUAGCCUUGG